AUGGCCGUCGCUCCAGCUCGGUGGCUCCUGCGAAGCAGAGUACAUCAUUGCAUUGACCGUAGCGUGUCAGGGCAUUUGGCUUGCCGUUUGCUGAGUGACAUCGGCGGUGAUGAUCCCAAAGCACCUGUACUGAAGGUGGACAACAAGGGGGCCAUCUCCUUGUGCCAGAACCCUAUGUUCCAUAAUAGGAGCAAACAUAUUGAUACUCAGUAUCAUAACAUUCGGGAGUGCAUCGAGGGAGGCAAGAUCAGCAUCGAAUUUGCCAGCAGCGAGGAGCAGCUAGCAGACGUUCUCACGAAGCUGCUCGGGUACGUCAAGUUCUUAGAGCUCUGCCCAAAGAUUGCUGUCGUUGAGAUCGACUUCCCCUCUUACAUAUGGCCGCUCUCUGCUCCUCCACCUCUAGUGCCAUUGACCUGCGAAGCCAAGAACACGUCGGUUGGCGUGACCGAGAUGAGGAGGAAGCCCGUCUUGAUCUGCUGCGGCGUGCUAGUCGCCGUCGUCGUCGUCCUCGCCGCCGUCUUCGUGGCGCUCUACUUCACCGUGUUCCGGCCGCGGGCGCCGCAUGUGGUGGCGACGGUGGUGGGCACGGAGACCUUGGCGUUCAACGUCGUCCCCCCCGUGCUCAACCUCACCAUGCACGUGGAGGUCACCGUGGACAACCCGAACUACGCGUCGUUCCGGUAUGGCGACGUGGUGACGGUGGUGCGGUACCACGGCGCCGCCGUGGGGCAGUCGGUGGUGCUCGUAGGGGAGAUCGGCGCGCGCGCGACGCAGACGAUCACGGCCACGGUGGAGGUGGACACGCUGAAGGUGAUCUUCACGCCCUACUUCCCCUUGGAAGGCAUCGUCGGGGUGCUACCGUUCGAGACGGCAACGGCCGUGGCCGGCAAGGCUGUGGUGCUGGGCACGUUCAAGGUCAGCGCGAGAUCGGAGGUGGUGUGCGAGGUCACCGUGUACCCGCUCAGGAACAACGCCACCACGCAAUGCACCUCCACGGUCCAUAUAGGCCGGUAGUUAGCCAGUGGUUCUGCUCGUCCGUCUGAGCAGAUAUUGUGUUGUGUGGACAUCAGAAUGUGCUGCGAACGUUUUUUUAGGGAUAGCAAAUAAUACAGUCCAUGUGCGUGGUUC
This is a messenger RNA of Phragmites australis (common reed), 1128 nucleotides long. RefSeq lists its product as uncharacterized. The coding region runs from base 1 to 1014 and encodes 337 amino acids. NCBI's taxonomy places the organism in Eukaryota, Viridiplantae, Streptophyta, Magnoliopsida, Poales, Poaceae. The record is from RefSeq and is a predicted model, not a curated record. The transcript has 2 exons. Gene Ontology annotation, cellular component: plasma membrane.